GCAGGACCCUCUCGCCGUCAUCAUCGCUGUCCCAGCACCAAGCCCAGGGGUGGGAGCGGUACAGGUUGGUUGAGUGAAUCAGCUAACAGGCACUGAGUUCCCACUCCCUCCCACUCGUGCUUCUUCGCAACGCAUCCUCCUCUGAUAGUCGAUAAACGGAGGCUCCAAAGGGCUUGGGUCCUGUGGCCGUUCCAGCAUCAGGUCCUACGUGGAGUGUGCCCUGCUGCUGCCUGUUCAGCGAAUCAGCAUAGGCGAAGAACAGCCCUCUAGAGUAUUCUCUGUUGGUUGCAGAUAAAGAAAUCUCCGGUUUAGGUCGCAAGGGGAGCAGGCUUUUAAACUCAAGCCAGGUUAUUUUACCAACUUUGAGGCCAAAGUACACCCGUAAGGACUGUUUUAAAAAUUUGGGCCUCACCCUUAGAGAUUCAGCUGGCGGGCUGGGGUGCGGGGACAGAAAAGGCUCAUUCUAGUGUACACCAUCGUUUGAGGGCUAAGUGCGCGAUUCCUGAAAGUUCUCCAGACUUCCAUUUAUUCAGUGUUCCUCCAUUUUUGCCUCGCACUGUGAGACGGCUGGCAGGACUUUCGUGAAGUAAGGAGUGGAGUUUCCUGGUUUCCCGCCUUCGAUGACCCUGUGCCCUAGACUCAGGGCGGCGGGAACCUUCCCCGUCGGCAGCCCUGAGGCGCGCUGGGGGCGGGGAGGAAGGUUAACCCCGCCAGGGAACGGCCAAUAUGGAAGAAAGUGGAGUCCCGAGAAGCUUGGGAUGGAUGCAUUCCCCAAGGCAGUCACUGUCUCCUGGGGAAACGGGAAAAGAUUCAUCCCAAACCGGAAGGGAGAAGACGCCGCCUCCGGUGCCCGAGGGUGCGGAGAGAACCAAGGGCCCCCUGAGGGGGCGGGGCCUAGCGCCCGGAGCGCGGGCUGAGGCGGGGCUGACGUGAGGGGCGGUGAGGCGGGCGGCCAGAAGGGAGCUGAGAAGCGGUGAGGAGAGCCAAAGGAGGUGACGCGAGCUGAGGGAGGUGAAGCGUGCUGCCGGGGCGAGGUUGCGAGGGACGGUGUUGAAGAAUGUGUGGGCGAACAUCCUGUCACUUACCUAGAGAUGUUCUCACGAGAGCUUGCGCCUACCAGGAUCGGCGGGGCCAGCAGCGGCUCCCGGAAUGGAGAGACCCUGAUAAGUACUGCCCCUCUUACAACAAGAGUCCUCAGUCCAACAGCCCAGUGCUUCUGUCUCGACUGCACUUUGAGAAGGAUGCAGACUCAUCUGAGCGUAUCAUUGCUCCCAUGCGCUGGGGCUUGGUGCCUUCUUGGUUCAAAGAAAGUGAUCCUUCCAAGCUGCAGUUCAAUACUACCAACUGUCGUAGUGAUACCAUAAUGGAGAAACGGUCAUUUAAGGUGCCUCUGGGAAAGGGAAGACGCUGUGUCGUUUUAGCAGAUGGAUUCUAUGAGUGGCAGCGAUGUCAAGGAACAAACCAGAGGCAGCCAUACUUCAUCUAUUUUCCUCAAAUCAAGACAGAGAAGUCAGUUUUUUUUUUUUUUGCAGAUAGUCCUGAGAACUGGGAGAAAGUCUGGGACAACUGGAGGCUGCUGACAAUGGCUGGGAUCUUUGACUGCUGGGAGCCCCCAGAGGGAGGAGAUGUCCUGUAUUUUUUUUUUUUUUUCACAGUGGAUUCUUGCAAAGGCUUGAGUGACAUCCACCACAGGAUGCCUGCCAUAUUAGAUGGAGAGGAGGCAGUUUCUAAAUGGCUUGACUUUGGUGAAGUCUCAACUCAGGAAGCUCUGAAAUUAAUCCACUCGACAGAGAACAUCACCUUCCAUGCAGUCUCUUCUGUGGUGAACAACUCGCGAAACAAUACUCCUGAGUGUCUGGCUCCUGUCGACUUGGUGGUCAAAAAGGAGCUCAAGGCAAGUGGCAGUAGCCAGAGGAUGUUGCAGUGGCUGGCCACAAAGUCACCCAAAAAAGAAGACUCAAAAACACCUCAAAAGGAAGAGUCAGAUGUUCCCCAGUGGUCCAGUCAGUUCCUGCAGAAGAGUUCAGUCCCCACCAAGAGAGGCACUGCAGGACUCCUAGAGCAAUGGCUGAAGCGAGAGAAAGAAGAGGAACCUGUGGCCAAGCGUCCUUACAGCCAGUGACACAGGGCUUUCAGAGACCAAGGCCAGGGUCUGCCUCACUACUGUUCUGAUAAUAGGUUCUUACAUUGUAUGUGUGUGUGUUUGCUUUGGGAGGAGGUGGCACUGUGUUGACAGUUGUGGGCUCAUGGGGAAGUAGCCUUUUUGGCCAUGAGUAGGAGCCCCUAGUGGGGCUGGUGGACAGCUUUGGAAGAGGUAUCCUGUUGCUGUCACCAGCCAUGUGGGCCCCAUAGGGGCACUGUGCCUGCUGCCCUUUUCCUGGCAGGGCUGGUGGAGUCUUCCCUCAAAGCAUGCUUUACCCAGUUGGGAAGUCUCUGCCCUGAUCUGGUACUCCUUGUAGUAAGCUAUUUUCUGCUCAGCUACUGGGCUCUUUCAGUUUUUUAGAAUAAGUUCUUAAAAUGUAUUUUUUUUCCUGAAUAAAUUAUGUUUGGUAAACUUCUGCCUACAUUUUGGAAAAUGAUGCUGGUGGGGAAAGUUCUGGAUCUUACUUGUUUUUCUUCUAGAAUCAGUCCUCAGGAAUGGGUUUUGUCACAAACGGGGCAUGGGGGCUUUCUGAGCAAAUAACUACAAGUCUUAGUGGUGGGCUCCUUAUUAUGUUUCUUUUUAUUUCAGUCUUGAUACUUGCAAGUUGUCUGAAUCCUUUAGCUUCAAACCAGCCUGAGUUGAGUGCUUGACACAGCAGAACCUGUCCUUACCACAGGUGGGAAGGAAAGGACCAGUUUCUAGCCGUGUCGGGCCACUCCUCUUUUAAGCAUCUAGAAGGGAGGCAUUCACAAAAGCUGCCCCAGCAGCUUUCGAAAUGACCAGGAGGACUGGGCGGCGCCGAGCCCAGAACGCUCCUGGCGCAGCCUUGGCUGCGGCGACCGCACCGAUUGCUACUAGUGCGGUGGUGGUGCAGGCCCCAGUCUGUAUGCAAAUCAGGGAUCAGAAGAUCGGAAUUUCCACCAAUCAGCGGGAAGCCUCGGCCCCGUAACUGUUAAUGGGAGACAGCAGCGCCACGCCACAGGCUUUUCCGCUGGAAGGGUGAGGGGCCAGGUGGGGCUCUCGCCUCGACCCUUCCCUGAGGCCCGCCCUCCUCGCCUUUUCUCUAAAUUCCUCUUUUGAGUGCCCUCCCUUCCGGUUGAGAGGUGGGGGUUGGCCCGUAGUUACACACUCAGUCACCCCGCACUGUGAAGACGGGGCCUCCCUUGUGAACUGAUUUGCGUGGGAUUUGGUUGUUUUAUUAAGAGAUUUUAAAAAUUUAGAUGACUUACUAGUAUGACUGUUUUGUCGUAUUUGCUUCCAGUUUAAUAAAUGACAAAAAUGAAA
Messenger RNA from Cercocebus atys (sooty mangabey), 3427 nucleotides. It is a transcript of the gene HMCES, whose product is annotated as 5-hydroxymethylcytosine (hmC) binding, ES cell-specific. Bases 1058 to 2122 code for a protein of 354 amino acids. The transcript is spliced from 7 exons. The record is from RefSeq and is a predicted model, not a curated record. Gene Ontology annotation, biological process: DNA damage response. Lineage: Eukaryota; Metazoa; Chordata; Mammalia; Primates; Cercopithecidae. Gene Ontology annotation, molecular function: single-stranded DNA binding.